AUGCCCCCCAAAAGCACAAAACCCACGAAUGAUGAGCUCUUGGCUCAAUUCGACGACCUCGGCAUCGACACAAGCAAGUCCGCCGACCAGGCACAGAGUGCUCCUGCAACGAAGAAGCCGCCCUCCACAGAUGGCCCCCCGGAUGCUGAAAAGGAUCCGCUGGCUGAACUAGAGACCCUCGCAUCUCAGCGGCCCAGCACCCCGCGCCUGUCAGCCGAAGCUCGUCGUUCAAAGCCUUCCUCCGGGCGGACAAGCGAAGACAAGUCAGCGCAGCGCAAGUCGGAGGAUGUCGCGCCUCCCCGCUCCACCGUCGAGGAUGAACAGCCGCCAGAGAAAGCCACAGCAUCAACUGCCAGUACAAACGAAGAGCCCAAGAGCUCAGGUGGGGGAUGGUGGGGAGGUCUUUUGUCUACGGCGUCGGCUGCCAUGAAGCAGGCAGAAGCUGCGGUGAAGGAGAUCCAGAACAAUGAAGAGGCACAGAAAUGGGCAGAGCAGGUCAGAGGAAACGUGGGCGCUCUUCGGGACCUUGGAGGGGAGCUGAGGACUCUAGCUCUGCCGACUUUCACAACCAUCAUUCACACAUUAGCGCCUCCGAUUUCCUCGCAUGAGCGGCUACAAAUACAUAUAACGCACGACCUCUCGGGAUACCCGAGCCUGGAACCUCUGAUACAUUCGGUGUUUUCCCGAGUCAUGUCGCAGGUGGAAGGCGGGGACCUACUCGUCAUUCAGAGGGGUCAAGAGUCCUCUCGUCGCCGAGGGCCAGAAUUCGGCUUCGCAAGCUCGACUGCAGGAUGGCGCGAUGGGCCAUGGUGGCGAACUGUGACGCCGGGCAACCCUCGCAGCAUUGCCGCUGUACCGGGGAUGGUCGAAGGCACCAAACUCGCUCGAGCAAGUGCAGAAGCCUAUGCGACAGAGUUCUACUCAUCUCGCGGCGGCAUUGAAGAAGCCGCCAAGCAGGCCACUGCCGUUUUGAGCGAGUCGAACCCGGUGCGCAGCAGCGAUAUUUUCCUCGCUAUCCAGGCAGUCAGCCAGGUUACCCCCAAGGACCUGUUUCAAGCCGGCCCAACCGCAGAAAAGGCUACGAGUACAGGCGGCGUGGUCGAAGUAGCAGAGGAGGACGAGGAGGAGAUCCUGUUUGCUAUUUAUCUGCACGACCCCGUUCACGGAAUCGCGUUUAAUGCAAUCUCUCAAACUAUUCCUCGCAAGUGGAUCGAUUGGCUUGAUGCGCCAGCUCCGCCGGUGGAUGCUGACGACGACGAAGAAGAAGAAAAUAGCGCCCAUGUGCCGCGUGUUAUUGUUCCUGAGGCCAUAGCAGAUAUCAUCGAGAGCGGUGGAGUCGAUCCACGCGAGUGGGCUGCCGAGUGGCUCGAAGAGUCUCUUAGUCUGUCGACCGGCGUUGUUGCACAGAGGUAUGUCGCUCGUCGUAUGGGGGUUGGCGAAGGGGGUGUGGCCAAGGGGAAAUUGAAGGCCGAACAAGCCACGACAGUGGAUGGCGGAGCUGGUGAGGCUGCAAGGGGACUUUAUCAGUAG
Messenger RNA from Talaromyces atroroseus, 1530 nucleotides. RefSeq lists its product as hypothetical. The transcript is spliced from 2 exons. The record is from RefSeq and is a predicted model, not a curated record. Bases 1 to 1530 code for a protein of 509 amino acids. Lineage: Eukaryota; Fungi; Ascomycota; Eurotiomycetes; Eurotiales; Trichocomaceae.